UGUCUAUAACCAGUGAAUCAAAUCUCUCUCUCUUUCUCCUUUUUCGUCCUUCGCUCACGUUUUUCUUUCUCUCUCUCUUUUCUCCUUUUCUCUCUCAGAGUUUCAGAACAGAAAGCAAAUCAUUCACAUUUCAAUCUAAGCCAAACCCUAGCUCGGUGAUCGUCGAAGUUAGUUACAAACUUUUCUUCUCGAUUUUCUUGGAAAGAGUUUCUUUUGAGAUUUUCUCGCUGGUUUUCGCUUUUUCUCGGGAGUUUUUUUCCUUUCGCUGGCGGAACCACGCAGCGUUUAAAGGUGAGAGAGACUUGUGCUGUAUGUCAGUGGAUUGUAUUGAGACUUAUUUCGGUGGAAUUGGCGAGCUUGCGAACCCAUUACAAUGGCCCCAGCUUCGCAAAAGACGACGGGUGGUUCUUCUCCCUGUUGCUUCCCAUCCUCCGAUUCUGCUCCCAUUCACCGUGACGCCACCGCCUCCUCCCUUGUUGCUGUCUCCGCUGCUCCAGCCAGUGACGGCGCUGUCGUUUCGGCUAAUGCCGUUCAGGAUUGGACUAUAUCCUCCACCGACCUACGCGAUGAUCAGCGCACAAAGAAGAUCGCUAUGUCCUCCUUGAUUUCCGAACCUUCCACCACUCUUUCAACUAAAGGGAUCCCAAUCAUGUUAAGAGCUCAGUCGAGCCAUCCUUUGGAUCCUCUUUCCGCAGCUGAGAUCUCAGUGGCAGUUGCGACGGUCAGGGCAGCAGGAGCCACCCCUGAGGUCAGAGAUAGUAUGCGCUUUGUUGAGGUGGUUCUGCUUGAGCCAGAUAAACAUGUUGUUGCCUUAGCAGAUGCAUAUUUCUUCCCACCUUUCCAGCCGUCAUUGCUUCCAAGAACAAAAGGUGGACCUGUGAUUCCCAGCAAGCUCCCUGCAAGGCGAGCUAGACUUGUUGUUUACAACAAGAAGUCGAAUGAGACAAGCACAUGGAUAGUCGAGCUCUCAGAAGUACACGCUGCAACUCGUGGAGGGCACCAUAGGGGAAAAGUGAUUUCCUCACAAGUAGUUCCGGAUGUGCAGCCUCCCAUGGAUGCUGUGGAAUACGCUGAAUGUGAAGCUGUUGUGAAAGACUUCCCUCCUUUUAGAGAGGCUAUGAAGAAGAGAGGUAUUGAAGACAUGGAUAUUGUGAUGGUUGAUGCCUGGUGUGUUGGCUAUCACAGUGAUGCUGAUGCUCCUAGUCGUAGGCUUGCUAAGCCACUGAUAUUCUGUAGAACUGAAAGUGACUGCCCUAUGGAAAAUGGUUAUGCAAGGCCAGUUGAGGGAAUUCAUGUAGUUGUUGACAUGCAAAACAUGGUGGUGAUAGAGUUUGAAGACCGCAAACUGGUACCCUUACCUCCUGCCGAUCCUCUGAGGAAUUAUACUCCUGGUGAAUCAAGAGGUGGUGUUGAUCGAAGUGAUGUGAAGCCUUUACAAAUUAUUCAGCCUGAAGGUCCAAGCUUUCGUGUCAAUGGGUACUUUGUUGAGUGGCAGAAGUGGAACUUCAGGAUUGGAUUUACUCCCAGGGAGGGUUUAAUCAUAUAUUCUGUGGCCUAUGUUGAUGGUAGUCGAGGGAGAAGGCCUGUAGCCCAUAGAUUGAGUUUUGUGGAAAUGGUUGUGCCGUAUGGAGAUCCAAAUGACCCACAUUACAGAAAAAAUGCUUUUGAUGCAGGGGAGGAUGGCCUUGGUAAAAAUGCACAUUCUCUUAAGAAGGGAUGUGAUUGUUUGGGCUAUAUCAAGUACUUUGACGCCCACUUCACAAAUUUCACUGGAGGUGUUGAAACUAUAGAGAACUGUGUAUGUUUGCAUGAAGAGGAUCAUGGACUUUUGUGGAAACAUCAAGAUUGGAGAACUGGUUUAGCUGAAGUUCGAAGGUCUAGGCGUUUGACAGUGUCUUUCAUUUGCACUGUCGCUAAUUAUGAGUAUGGAUUCUUCUGGCAUUUCUAUCAGGAUGGGAAAAUUGAGGCAGAAGUUAAACUUACUGGCAUACUUAGUUUAGGAGCACUCCAGCCUGGAGAAUUUCGAAAAUAUGGUACCAUGAUUGCACCUGGAUUAUAUGCGCCAGUUCAUCAACACUUCUUUGUUGCUCGUAUGGAUAUGGCUGUUGACUGCAAACCUGGUGAAACUUACAAUCAGGUCGUAGAGGUGGAUGUUAAAGUAGAAGAACCUGGGGAGAACAAUGUUCACAAUAAUGCAUUCUAUGCCGAGGAAACACUUCUUAGAUCUGAAUUAGAGGCAAUGCGUGACUGUAACCCUUUGGCUGCUCGCCAUUGGAUUGUAAGGAACACCAGAACUGUUAAUAGGACUGGACAUUUCACAGGCUAUAAGCUAGUGCCUGGUUCAAACUGUUUGCCAUUGGCUGGUCCUGAGGCCAAGUUUUUGAGAAGAGCUGCUUUUUUGAAGCAUAAUCUUUGGGUUACUCCAUAUGCACGUGGUGAGAUGUAUCCCGGGGGAGAGUUUCCAAAUCAAAAUCCCCGUGCUGGAGAAGGUCUGGCCACUUGGGUUAAGAAAAACCGAUCAUUGGAGGAGACAGAUAUUGUUCUUUGGUACGUGUUUGGAAUCACACAUGUUCCUCGGCUGGAAGACUGGCCUGUCAUGCCGGUGGAGCGCAUUGGCUUUAUGCUUAUGCCUCACGGUUUCUUUAACUGCUCGCCGGCUGUUGACGUCCCGCCAAAUGCAUCCGAGUUGGAUACCAAAGAAGACGGCAAAGAUGCUGGAGUUGUGAAGCCAAUUCCGAAUGGGCUAUUGUCAAAACUUUGAAGAGAUGUCUGUCACUAUACUUUGCACUACUAGCAACAUCUCAGAUUCCCUUUGUUUGUUUAGUUUAGUUGUGUUUGACUUUUGAACUUAGGGUCACACCAGAUGUGGUGAUCUCUUCUAGAAUUUGUUUUUCCUGUUUCGUUUACAACUUAAUUUGGCCCGUCUUUUAUGAAUAAAAUCGAACUGGAUUUGCUUUCAACUUAAA
Humulus lupulus (European hop) is the source of this 2966-nucleotide messenger RNA. RefSeq names its product amine oxidase [copper-containing] zeta, peroxisomal-like. The record is from RefSeq and is a predicted model, not a curated record. Gene Ontology annotation, molecular function: primary methylamine oxidase activity; quinone binding; copper ion binding. Gene Ontology annotation, biological process: amine metabolic process. The transcript is spliced from 12 exons. Lineage: Eukaryota; Viridiplantae; Streptophyta; Magnoliopsida; Rosales; Cannabaceae. Bases 374 to 2761 code for a protein of 795 amino acids.